This is a messenger RNA of Hypoxylon trugodes, 1682 nucleotides long. Its product is annotated as 3-isopropylmalate dehydrogenase. The transcript has 4 exons. Gene Ontology annotation, cellular component: cytosol. Gene Ontology annotation, biological process: L-leucine biosynthetic process. Bases 405 to 1520 code for a protein of 371 amino acids. NCBI's taxonomy places the organism in Eukaryota, Fungi, Ascomycota, Sordariomycetes, Xylariales, Hypoxylaceae. The record is from RefSeq and is a predicted model, not a curated record. Gene Ontology annotation, molecular function: NAD binding; magnesium ion binding; 3-isopropylmalate dehydrogenase activity.
AGUAUUCAAUACAGCUGGGCAACGACGACCCGAAGAAUCAGAUUGGGCAAUAUUUUCUGUCUAGAUCGUGACUGCUAAAUUCCGGACUCUUGCCGGUGUAACGCAACACCGAAGACAAAGAGCUACCUAGGUAAGGUACCAAGGGAUGGUGGCGGCCGAUCUCGGCACCGCGGGGUUCAUUUCGGAGAUCGUAGCAAUUAGACGCGGGGCAGCUCCGGUCAACUUUUUCGUUUGUUUGCUAAUUAAUUCAAGGCAAGAACAACGAAGAGAACUAACUAAUCUUUUCAUUUCAAUUUCAAUACAAAUAACUUUAACUUGCCUACCUCUAAACUCUAUUGUUCUUUACAAUUCAACUUGCAAAUACUCUCAAUUCAUACAAUUCCCCUGUCAAUUGAUUCUUAAAGAUGGCAACCCAUAACAUUGUAGUCUUCGGCGGAGAUCACAGCGGACCCGAGGUUGUCGCCGAGGCUGUCAAGGUCAUCAAAGCAGUCGAAUCCUCCAGACCCUCCGCCGGCAAGUUCAACCUGCAGGAACACCUAUUAGGCGGCUGCUCCAUCAACGCCCACGGCACCCCUCUAACCGACGCCGCCCUCGAAGCCGCCAAAUCCGCCGAUGCCGUCCUCCUCGGCGCAAUCGGUGGUCCCGAAUGGGGCACCGGCGCCGUGCGUCCGGAACAAGGUAUCCUGAAGCUCCGCAAGGAAAUGCAAACCUACGGUAACCUACGUCCGUGUUUCUUCCCCUCGGACUCGCUCGUCGACUACUCCCCCCUAAAAUCCGAAGUCUGCCGUGGUACCAAUUUUACCGUCGUUCGUGAAUUGACUGGUGGUAUAUACUUUGGCGAGAGGAAGGAAGCAGAUGGUAGUGGGAAGGAGAGUGAAGCGGCUUGGGAUACGGAGUUAUACUCUCGACCGGAGAUUGAGAGGAUUACGAGAUUGGCGGCGCAUUUGGCGCUUGCUAGUGACCCGCCCGCGCCGGUUUGGAGUCUGGAUAAGGCGAAUGUGCUUGCGUCGAGUCGGUUGUGGAGAAGGGUUGUUACCGAGACGAUGCAGAAGGAGUUUCCCCAGUUGAAGUUGCAGCACCAGCUCAUUGAUAGCGCGGCUAUGAUUAUGGUGAAGAAUCCCCGUGGUUUGAAUGGUGUGGUUGUGACUAGCAAUUUGUUUGGCGAUAUUGUUAGUGAUGAGGCGAGUGUUAUCCCUGGAAGUAUUGGGUUGAGUCCUAGUGCUAGUUUGAGUGGGAUUCCGGAUGGGAAGUCCAGGUGCAAUGGUAUCUAUGAGCCUAUUCACGGCUCGGCACCUGAUAUCUCGGGUAAGGGUAUCGUUAACCCUAUCGGAACUAUCCUUUCCGUCGCUAUGAUGUUCCGAUACUCGCUUGCGUUGCCGAAGGAGGCUGAUGCUAUCGAGGCCGCGGUGAAGAACGUCAUUGACGGUGGUGUCCGGACAAAGGACCUCGGUGGUGAUGUCGGUACCAAGGAAGUCGGUGAUGCUAUCGUUGCGGAGUUGACAAAAAUCCUUAAGCAGUAGAUAGCUUCUCGCUUCGGGAUACUAGGUACCUAGAAAUCCUAGGGUGAGGCUAAGGGGUUAAAAUGGCGUGGGUUAACUGGCUACGUUUGAGGAAAAUCUGGUAGGGCAUAUAAAAAAGGUCCACACGAAUGAUCUCGCUAUAGUGAGCAAUUCAAAUGAGAA